Prunus avium (sweet cherry) is the source of this 1283-nucleotide messenger RNA. RefSeq lists its product as uncharacterized. NCBI's taxonomy places the organism in Eukaryota, Viridiplantae, Streptophyta, Magnoliopsida, Rosales, Rosaceae. The record is from RefSeq and is a predicted model, not a curated record.
CAAAGCAUGGGAGAGGAGCUUCAAUCGCUACCAUCUCUCACUAUCUAUCCUUAAGAGUAAAAUAAAUCUCAUUCUGAGCAACAAACCAAACCCACCAGUCACAUUUUUUUUUACUACGACAUAUUCAAAACUAGCCAUCUUUUCUGAGCUUCCUUUACUCUCGAUAAAGCUAAGGAAAUAUCGCAGAAGCAAGCGUUUCUCUCUGCAAACCAAGAGACAGUCCUAGUUCUUGAAUCACCACCUCUGUGGUUAAAAACACAAAAGGAAAAAUGGGAAAUCCGGCACAAAUUACUCUUCUGGCUUCCACUUUCUGCGCGAUGCUUACAAUGCAUUUCUCAGUACAGCUUCUCUCAGAACAUUUUUUCUACUGGAAGAAGCCAAAGGAGCAAAAAGCCAUCAUAAUCAUUAUACUUAUGGCGCCCUUAUAUGCUCUACAUUCUUUUGUGGGCUUGUUAGAUUUUCAGGGAAGCAAUGUUUUCUUUACUUUUUUGGACUCCAUCAAGGAGUGCUACGAGGCUUUGGUGAUAGCUAAUUUUUUGGGUUUGCUGUACAGCUACUUGAACAUAUCUAUAAGUAAAAACAUAGUGCCAGAUGAAAUCAAAGGACGGGAGAUUCACCAUUCAUUUCCCAUGACUCUUUUUCUGCCUCGCACUGUUCGUUUAAACCAUCAAACAUUGAAGCUUCUCAAGUACUGGACGUGGCAAUUUGUUGUGAUUCGCCCUGUGUGCUCCAUCUUGAUGAUAACACUUCAACUCCUUGGAGUAUAUCCCAGUUGGGUUAGCUGGACAUUCACAAUAAUUCUGAAUAUUUCAGUGACACUGGCUCUGUAUUCUCUUAUUGUUUUCUAUAAUGUGUUUGCUAAAGAGCUGGCACCACACAAACCUCUUGCUAAGUUCUUAUGUAUCAAAGGGAUUGUCUUCUUCUGCUUUUGGCAGGGAGUUGUUCUUGACAUACUUGCAGCAUUGAAAAUAAUUCGAUCUCAUCAUAUCUGGCUAGACGUGGAGCAUAUUGAGGAAGCUCUUCAAAACAUAUUGGUGUGUGUGGAGAUGGUUUUAUUUUCAGUUUUUCAGAAGUACGCGUACAGUGUUGAACCGUAUAGAGACGAUGGUAUACCAAAUAAGACAAGGGAAAAGAAGAAAGAAUGAUUUGGGGGCCAAGAGUGUGGUUCAGAAUGUUAUGUAAUGAUAUGUGUUCAAUUUUUCUAGCUGUUUUACGAGGAACAUUGGCAAAUAUAGCCAUCAUACUGAAGAGAUACAGAUAUGGUGCUAUUUGUACCUUAUUUA